ACCUUAGUCUCCACUGACUCUGCAGGCUCCUGUGGUCGAGUCUAAACCACUCAUUGUUCCCUAAAGCUGAAAGCAAAAUUAACCACCAUGAGGCUUUGGGUGUCUCUCCUGCUGGUCACGCUGGCCCUUUGCUGCUACCAGGCCAAUGCAAUGGUCUGUCCAGCCUUUGUUAUUCAUACAGUAAACUUCUUAACUAUGCCUAUGUGGCUGUUUGAGAAGACACUUAAAAUAUUUAAUGCACCAGCAGAUGCUGUUCAGGCAAAGUUUCAAGUGAAGCAAUGCGUGGAUGAGAUGCACGGAGGAGACAUACUUAAAAUUAACGCUAUAUUGGUGAGAAUGCUUCCUAAGUGUCUCUAGUUGCAAAGGAUAUUAUAUUCUGUUUCUACUCUCCUCCAAUGAUACCUGAUUUUCAAUGAAAAAUGUAAAGGUUUCAACAUCUUGCUUUAAUAAAUUAUGUUC
Tupaia belangeri chinensis (Chinese tree shrew) is the source of this 459-nucleotide messenger RNA. Its product is annotated as secretoglobin family 1D member 2-like. The transcript is spliced from 3 exons. The record is from RefSeq and is a predicted model, not a curated record. Bases 88 to 357 code for a protein of 89 amino acids. NCBI's taxonomy places the organism in Eukaryota, Metazoa, Chordata, Mammalia, Scandentia, Tupaiidae.